Molecule: messenger RNA, 2868 nt
Organism: Penicillium oxalicum
Lineage: Eukaryota; Fungi; Ascomycota; Eurotiomycetes; Eurotiales; Aspergillaceae
Product: GTPase domain-containing protein
Exons: 13
Coding region: 1-2868 (955 amino acids)
Source: RefSeq, a predicted model, not a curated record
AUGGCCGAUUCAUCAACACCAAGCACACUCGAGGGUUCGAGCAUCAACUCCGAUCUUUCGCUUUUCGUGACAAGAGGGAUGGACGAAAUGACCGACAAAAUGGAACCUGUUUCGUUCGAUUCAGGCUCUUUGACUAUCAAUGACUCUUUUGGUCAGACAGAAGGCAUGCAUUCUGAACCAGACUUUGAUAGUGAACAACUUCAGGCAAAAAUGUUGGGUGUAUUGAAGCAAAUUCGUCAACUCUCUGAUAUCAUGGGCACCUUGGAGCUUGAUAAGAACCCAAAGACGGAGUUGCAUCGAUUGCGAAAGAAUCUCCUUGGACUGAGCAACUUCAGGUACCCAGAUUCACGGACGGUGGGCCUGAUUGGCAAUUCUGGUGUAGGCAAAAGCACUGUUGUGAAUUCCAUCCUUGGCGAGGAAAACCUUGCGCGCUCGAGCGAUUAUGGGGGAGCAUGCACAUGCGUGAUCGUCGAGUAUCGGCCCCUGGAUGGCCAACACAGCCAGCCAUAUACAAUCGAGGUGGACUACAUGGACAUGGAAGAGAUGCAUGAGCUUCUUCGCGAGCAUCCUGAAAGUAUCCGUCAGCAUUAUUUUCUUCUCGAAAUGCCCUCGGAAGCUGACAAGGAGCUUGGCGAGGAAGACAUGAAACCCGGGACCAAAGGUCAUGGUGCAUCUGAAAGCCAGUCCAUAGAGCACGAUAACUCGAAUGACGAUGGGAGGCUUACCACCGAUGAGAUCAUUCAAUUGAAGAAAGCAAACCAUUCAGCCCGGCAAACCUUUGACUGUCUUUUCAAAGGUGACAAUAAACCGUCCCUGAAGACAUUGAUCCAAAGAGACAGCCUUGAUACAGAAGAUGGACCUGACACCCAGAAAAGAAUCAUCACCGAUCUUAUGCAGAGAGCCAAAAAUGGUCUUUCUCAUCGGCCGGGUGGCCCCUGUGCUAUCCAGUACACCGAGACACCCAAUGGCAUCGAGGAGUUCCAAACGCUUUUGGAUAGCCUAACGAGCGACUUCCGUGACGAUACCGCCGCAAUUUGGCCAUUUAUCAAAUCAAUCAGGGUAUACUUGGACGCGCCAGUCUUGAAGACGGGAUUGGUUCUGGCGGAUAUGCCUGGGUUGCACGAUCUGAAUUUCACACGGCAGAAAGCCACCGAAAUUUACAUUCGAUCCAAGUGUCACGUUCUCGCAUACGUGACCAAGAUGUCUCGGUGCCUUGCCGAUGAGACUAUCGAAAAAACAUAUUGGAAGGUUUGGAACGGCGGAAAAUCAAUCAUAGUAGUAACCCGAUCUGAGGUGAACUCCUUCCUUCUCCUGACUUUUGAGUUUUAUUUUCUGACGUUUCCCCAGGAAAUCGAGGGCGCCGGAGGUGACAGAGGCAAUGCGGACCAACAUACGCAAACCCGGAGUUUCGAUGAGAAACUCAAGCAACUGAGAAACCGCAUCAAAAUUGUCAGCGCUUCCAUGCACAGAGCUGCAGAGUCCGACAAAAUCAAACUUUUUGAUGAAUUUACCCAGUUAAGCGCGAAGGAAAAGACCUUGCAGUACGAAAAACGAAGUUAUCUUAUCAAAAAACGCAACAACACGAUAAUUAUUGAUAUGGGCAUGAUGCCUGAGCGCAGAAAUAUGAAAGUCUUUUGCGUGAGCAAUAAGCUCUUCGCAGAGCAUCGGAAUGGGGACGAUGAAUGGAGCGAAGCAUACGUCGAGUUGAGCGGGAUACCCGAGCUCCGCUCUUAUUGUCGAUCGAUUCUUGCAGAUGCUCAGAAAAGCCAAGCCGCUCAAUAUCUCAGAAUCGAUGUUCCCGCGGCUAUUUCCUCCGCGGACCUCUGGGUUUCUGGUGCAUUCGACCAGGAAAGCAAGAGAAAAGCCUCACUUGUCAAAAAGGAGCUCAGUCUUGUGCAGGAAAGACUCAAGGAACUGUUGCGCCUGGGGAUUGACGUUGAGCGUGGGCAGAGUUUCAAAUCCAGUCCUGGCGGAGUCGUCCCACGCUACCAUCUUGAGCUCGAACAGAUGUUUCAACGUCGUAUCCUCGGCGCCAUCAAUGAAAUCAGUGAGGAGUGGCAAGAGCACUGCAAUCAGAUAUGCGAAGCCUGGGUCAAAAAUUGGUCUCCCGCGUCAUUCAUGGCAUUUUGUCGAAAUAAGGGAAUUCACUCAUCGAGAGUGCAAGGCGAGCAUGAUUGGAACUUGGAACUAUUCGAGCCCGCCAACGAGAGGCUGAGCCUCGCGUGGGAAGAAUUCCGGGACGCGUUUCGAAAUGAAACUGCGAGAAUCCCAAGUGAUAUCGAAGAGCGGAUACUUUAUUAUACCAAAUCACUCCGGGAGUCCAAACGAUUUCCCACAAGAAUUCGCGAAUCAAUCCUAAUGAUUAUCGGCUUCACCAAAGAGAAGAUCUUAGCACGCAUCAACAAGGCCAUCGGGGGGAUUGACACUUUAACGAGGGAUGUCCGGAAAGACAUGCUGGAUACCAAGACCAGCACGACCUCUGUCGUCUACGAGUACAUGCUUCCCGCUUAUCAGUUCGCAAAUGGCGAAGGGGGAUCGGGCAGUGACAAGCGACGGAAAAAUGCUAUACGUGAGCAGAUCAUCUGCGGGGGACCAGAGGGCAAAGGAUUUGUCCGAAGCUACAGUUUUCUCGCCAAUCGAGCCUUCAUCCAUCCGCUGGAUCAAAUCUUUCAAGUAGUGAGCGAGAAGGUCGACGAGGAAAUCGACAGCACCCUUCAAAAUCUCCAGGCUGUAAUCGACGGCCAGGGGAAGAUGCCAGAAGCCGCCACGGACGAGCCGACAGCAAGGGAGGUCAAGGAGCAGCUGGGGCGCAUUAAAGAUGCAUUGCUUUCUGCUACUUCGGUGCUGAUGGAACUUGAGAAACAGUGA